CUUAGUAUAACUGAAUGUAAUCUAAACUAAAUAUCAGAAUAUAUUUAGAUUUAAGAUAAUAAACAACAGAUGUAGUAGAGAUUUUGAUAUUAUUAUAGACAUGGCCGACGUGGAAAGCAAAAGUAGUGAAAACAUACUUUACGAUUUAUCAGUGUUAUGUGAAUGGAAAUACGAAAACGAAUUAUUUGUUCGUAGCAACAGAGAAAAAGUUAACACUUCACUGAUAGGAAGAGUCUCUUCACUAGUAAGGCGCUCAACAUGGACAUUUUUAAGAAGUGCUGGUGUUCCAAUGCAGAUGCCAACACCAUGCUUAUUACCUGAACAGUUGGUCAAACUCAAAAGCAGUCAGAAUAAUUGGAAAAUAGCAGUCAGCAACUCAGGCACCUAUGUGGCAGUGGCUCAAGAAAAUGGGAUUGAAAUAAGAUCACAUCGAGAUAACUUGGAGACACCUUGUGGUAGGAAUGCAUUUCCUCUGGAUCCUUACCCACAAUGGCGCUGUAUAGUAUGGAGCGAUGAUGAGACCAUGGUUGCUUGCUCACGAAGUUGUGGUGCUGUGGAUGUAUUUGAUAUUGUUGGCUCUCUUCUUUUUACUAUUCCAGGGGUUCAAGAGGAUGGAUUAGGUUCACUAGAUUUAAGUGAUGCUGUGGCUGCUCUCAUUUUUACUGAUUAUAAACCUGUUGAUAAACUUUGGACCUCUGAGCUACUAGUGAUAAAUUAUCAUGGUUGUAUGUCCAGUUACUUGGUGGAUAGAGACAAUGGUUUCAAACUCAGGUACACUUUUGUUUUUGCCUCUGAGUACCCUAGAGGUAUUAGCUCUGUGUCCUUCGAUGUCAAGCACAAGAUUCUGUUUGUUGGUGGCACUGGGCUAGUUGAUGCUUCUCUUAGCUCCUCCAAAGCCAGGCAAGAGGGCAUCUCAGCUUGGAGGUUACUGUCUGAUGCACCUUAUUGUAAGCUAGUUACUGAUUACGAGGAAGAUAAACUUAAGGCCAAAAUGAAAGUUUCCUUCUUGUCUAAAUUGAAAGUACCUUAUUCAUGGAACAACCUUCAAGUGGAUGGUAUUUUUCAUUUGUGUUUAUCACCUGCUACAUCAUUGCUUGUAGCUAUCCAUUUCUCUGGGAAGUUGUCUGAAUGGGAAGCACCAUCUUUACGUCUGAGAAAUGAGUUUGACUUAGAAAGCCAGCCUGGAUGGGAUGAGCUGAAUCCUGAAUUACUUGAGAAUCCAACAAAAAAGAAAAGAAUAAAAGAUUUGGUCCCACAUAAGCAGUUGAUUGAUGUGAAUUUUUGGUCAGAGGAUCUUUUGAUUUUGGCUCGAUGUACUGGAGCAGUAAGUGUAGUGUCCUCAUCAGAUCUCCAUAACUUGCUUGGAACUUCUUUGGAGUGGUUUGAACCAUCACCACAGUUGACUCAGGCGCAUAAUGGUGGAUUUCUUGGUCUAGAGUGUGAAAUACAUUUUCCUAAGAAGCGCAUCCUUAUGCCUUCUGUCGAUAAUGGAGAUGAGGAUGAGGAUGACAGUGAUGAAGAAGAUCCAUCUCUGAUGGCCAGGUCAACACGUGUCUCUAAACAAGUGUUAUAUUACCUCACAGAUAGUGAACGUUUUCAGCCUCCAAAGAAAAAACCUAGACUUGUCACUAAAGUCUACAGAAUUGUUUCUUUGAAAUCCACAACACCUGAAGAGUUAUUUACUAAAAAGAUUGAAGCUGAAGAAUAUGGUGAAGCCUUGAGUCUUGCCCAGGCCUACAUGUUGGACAGUGAUCUGGUGUAUCAGAAACAGUGGAGAAAGUCAGCCGUCACUCGAGCUUCCAUUGAAGAUUAUUUGUCUAAGAUCAGCAAAAGAUCCUGGGUUUUACAUGAGUGUAUGGAGCGUGUCCCUGAGAACAUUGAUGCCAUGAGGGAGCUGUUGGAAUAUGGAUUGCAUGGAACAGAUUUACCUGCCCUUGUUGCUGUAGGGAAAGGGGAGGAUGGUGGCAGGUUCAUAUUGUGUGAUCCAGAUGAAGGCUUGUAUGAUGAGGUUUAUGACCCUUUUGAUCCGGAUUCUCAGCAACUGAAGGAAGAAAAGCGUGCUGAGAUACGAAAGUCAUAUCUCGAUGAAAUCAAUUUUCAGAACUUAAAUUUGGAACAGAAAGAAAUGUGCAGGGCAAGACUCAAGUUUCUAACCUACCUAGACAGAUUAAAAACAUAUGAGUUGAUAUUAGGUGGCACCCUUGCUGCUGUUGAGAGAUACAAUGCUGAGUUCUAUACCCAUUUUCGUGCUCGUAAUAUCUUUGAACUCACUACAGAGUAUGCUCAGAAAAAUGAUUGGGCAGCAGUGGAGAUACUAUUUAUUUAUCACAGCGAUGAACUGGCCCCACACAGACUAGCCAUCUUGUCUAAUUUCCCAGAAACUUCAGAUCCAAAUGAAUACAAAAGUCUGUUGCCAAAGUUGAGUGAAGAUGAAGAAGUCAUACCAUGGGAAACAGAUAGUUGGAGACAUCCUGAUUGGUCAGAAGCUUUUGAGUGUAGGAAAGCUGUUGACCUUGGCUGUGAUGAUGAAGCCUCCUUUCUAUAUACUGACUUUAACAACAAGUAUAGAAUUGAAAAUUUGACAAGUAACUUAAUACAGGAAUGGUAUCAUGAAAGAGCUUGUGAUAUUGAAAGAAGAUCUAAAAUUGUUGACAAUGCUAUUGAGUUGGUGAAAUUAGGAAUUGAAAAGGGAGUAGAUAGCUUAUCUGAACUCUUAGAUGAUUUAGUCAUCAUGGAGAUGUUGGUGUACGAAUGUGGAGUGGAUAUAGCAUUUGAAUUUUCUCAGCUUAGGGAGAUGGCAGACUAUGACAGGCUAGAACUUAUCAUGGCUAAGUCUCCUGAGGAAAUGUACAUUAAGAAUCUGCGAAGAUGGAUGGUGCCUUUUCUUCAGCGUUGUGAAAAGAAAGAAUCAGGCUCAUAUGAUCGACUCUUAAGAGACUUUAUUUUGACUAAAGCAUGUGAUGACCUAACAUUGGUGGUUAAGAUUUUUGAAACAUCCAAGCCAAGUGUCCAACUACCAGUUAUUCGAUCUCAUACAGAGCUUAUGAGUUUAGCUUUAGAUGCUAUUUAUUCUUGCAACAGGACAGACCAAUUAGAUUUAGUCACCAAAAUAUUUGAAUGUCUUCCUUCAAAAAGUAACAGUAAGGAAAGCCCUGAGAUGUUGAGGCUACACAAACAAGUGGAUCAACUAGAGCAGCACUUAAAUGCUGCCAGAAUACUAGAAUCCAAUGGACUAAAGCAAACAUUUGCUUACAUUAAAGCUAGUGAGAAUAACCCAGAUGAAGCAAAAAGCCUGAUGAUUAAAUUAACCAGAAUGGCUAGUAAAAGGGCCAUCCCAUUGUCAGACAUUGACUGGUAUAAACUUCAUGAUGAUGUCAUGUUACUUCAGAGUCAAGUCUACACUAACUCUAUAACUAGAAGCUUGUGUCAUGAGAUUUUUGUUGAGAGUUUGAUGUGCUCUGGUAAACAAGACACCAUUCAUUUGGCAGGUCACAUGCUUGAAAGAAGUUCAGGAGACAUUAAGCCCAUUAGGCCAUACAAAGAAACUUUGAAAGACAAAGUACCAUAUCAAAGAGCUGUAGAGCUAGUUCUGUCAGCUGCAAGAGAAUAUUUUAAUUCAUCUGCAAAUCUGAGUGAUCCUUGCAUGGAUAUGGCCAGGACCUGUCUUAAUUUAAUACUUGAUUCCCCGAAACAAAUUCAAGAAGAACUUGACCUCAUUGCGAGCCUUGCUCUGCUAGACGAGUUUGGUGUUUCUGUACUGCCUUUGCAAGUGCGACUAAGUAAAGACAGACUGGAGCUAGUCAGACAAGCUGUUGUCACUAAACCAACAAGUUAUAAACAAACCCAAAGGUUAAUAAGACUUGGUCAACUUCUUGGGAUAGCUACUACUGAUGUCCAGGAGUUAGAAGGACAGAUCAUUCAAAUGUCUGCUGAAGCAAGUAUAAAUGCCAUGGAUUAUGAUUUAGCAUACCAGUGUUGUGAACGUCUAAUAAGUCUAUGUCAUAGUCCAGCCUGGGCAGUGUGUGUGAAGUUGGCAGAGCAAGAAGCUUUUAGAAACAUAGUAGCCAAAGCAAAGCUGUUGUCAUUUGCUAUGACAUAUUGUUCUAAAGAUAAAAUCCAGCAAGUUCUUCAAGCAAGAUGUUUGUUAGAAACACAGAUUCUUUAUGAGAGAGUGAACAAGGUUGUUAUAGAAGUAUCUGAGACAGCUAGUAACUCUUCUGAUAUAAGGGAGAGUCCAUUCUCUGCCAAAGCUGCCAUCAAACAGACCCAACAGAUUCUGUCUUCCACCAAGCACACAACAUCUGCCCUCCUCUCCACUAUGACAGAUGCCAAAUGGUGGCAGAGUGCUGUGUCCUCCUUGAAACAAUACACACAGGUCAAAGUGCCUGAUACCAGGGACUGCACUUUUGACAAUAGAAAUGUUGAUAUGAAGAAGCAAGGGUGCCAUCCAUUUUAUGCCAGUCUUGUUAAAGAUUGCUAUGAGGACAGUAGAGCUUUGGACUAUAGUGGUAGCUAUAAAGAUGAGGACAAUAGUCUGAGUGCCAAUAUUUUGAGAACUUCUAUAUUGGAAGAAACACUGACAGGUCGUAAGACUUCUGAGGCAACUUCUGAAGCAUUGAUAGAGCUGGCCAAACAGAGCUUGCCCAGAGAUGCUACAUUGGGAUUGGCUUAUUUGAUGGCGACACCCAAAGACUAUGAUGUUAGUAUUUGUUUUGAGGAGUUCCCAAGUACUGAUAUUUCUCUACAAUUAGCUGUUUAUUACUAUGCCCUGCAAGUGUACAACACCCUGCAACCUGUCACCCCUCCUCAUGUAUAUGCUCUAUACAGACAGCCUCCUUCUAAGAUUGUUGGCCGAGCCAUACAGUACAUUUCCAGUGUGGCAGAGAGUGAGUGGCCCCAGGAAGUGAUCUCUUUACUUAAAAAACUCAAGAAUUACCAAGAGUUGCUGGAAGAUUACAACCAGGCCUGCACUUUGAAGAGACUAGGAAAAGGUGUGGAUGUGAUUAGAUUUGCUGACGAUGAAGUAUACAAACGUGAAACAAUUUUUGGUCUUACAAUGAGUCUUGAUGAUGAAGUCUAUAACAUUGCCCUGUCUCUUGCUCAACGUUAUGGCUUAAAUUUAUGGGAUGUGUAUAUGUGUCAUAUAGAGUUCUUAUUUUCUGACAGUGGGCUAUCUAUUGAAGAUAUUCAGGCCAGAGUAAACAAACUUGAUCUAUUAACCACUUUGAUUACACGGAAGUCAGACUUCACUGAUUCUAUGAUGAAACGUAUUUACCCAAUAUUGUCAGGCACUGACUUAAAGGGGCUACAGUAUUUCUUUAGUUUGAUGGAUUGUGUGGAGGACAAAAUACUUUGUGGGCUCAACCCAGUGGAACAUGUUGCAUUACUCAAGAAAUUAAAACCUGCUUGUCCAACCAUUGAUUAUAAGCAAUUAAUGGAUGAAAAAACACCACCAAUGAAUGUACUAGGACAUUGUUUGACUGCAUCUAAUGUAACUACUGUGGCAAAACUUUCUACACAAAUCCCUGAUAAGAAAAAAAGUUUUCUUAAUUCUAGUUGUGUCUAUAGCAACUGGGCAGUGCAGGUAUUUUGGACUGGUGAUGCUACUAAGAAACUUCCAGAAAAUAUGGCAGGAUGGAUUCACCGUUAUGAAUCUAUUCAUGAACUUAUCCAAAAGCUGAGGCCUGAAGACUUUCUAGAACUGAUAGACCAGAUUGUAUUUACAGCCACCUCCAGGAAGACUCUUGAUGUUGCUUGUCGUGAUGAAAUAACAAAAAGAGCACUCAAGUUUUCCAGACAAAACUUAGCUAGCAAGAAGAAGAAACAAGAUGACCUUGGGGAUGUAAGCUGGGAAGAUUGUUCCAACCAUCUACAGAUGAGAUUAUCUCACUUGAAAUCACUCACCAAUGACACAAUACAAUCUUUUGCCCAAGCCACUGACCCAGUUUUUUCCACUUAUGCUGAGAAAUAUGAUUUGUCCAAAGGUGAUAUUCAUCAGGUGGAGCUUUUGUUGGUACAGAUGAUUUUAGAUGGACAGGCUGUAGAAUUAGUGGAUGACAUUCUUCAAGUGGCUCCACCCAGUUCAUUGAGAACACGCACCAUUGUUCAACAAGCUGUUAAUUUGAUAGUUGCUUCUCUAAGAAAUGAGAACAUAAAGGAAGAAAUUUCUGUGAGCAAGCCAUGGUUGGCAGUCUUACAGCUGGUUGUGGAAAAUGUUAGAGAGCACCAUGACAAUGGUGGGGACUUAGUGCAAGCUGAAGAUGUGAUAUCACUUCUUAGAUCUUUUUGCUCUGACAACACCAUUGAAGUUCCACAUCGCCUUAAUGUUCUUAAAGUCUUGGAGAAGAGCUUUGACUUGUCAGAAUGUGAUAAAAUAUUGUUAACUUUGUACAGAACUCAAGCUUUAGUUUCAAUAGCCUGGCCUAACACUCAGGUGAAUGAAAACAAAAUCAACACAGAAGAAUCAAGGAUGCAAUUUUUUUCACAUCUGUUAGAUAAUAGUAAGAGUAAAGAAGACUAUGUCACGCUCAGUCGUCUGCUCAUCUUGUGGCCUCCUGUGUCUGACACUUACAGUUUGAGCUUAGAAAGCAACCCGUGGUUGAAAGUGUUUCAAUCUGUUUUGUUGACUCAAGAUCAAGAAGCAGGAGAAAUUAUCAAUACAAUCAUUAAACAAGAAUGCUCACAUUUUCCUCUUGAUUACAAGUGUACAGAACAUUUGAUUGAAUUAUUGUGCAAACAGAAUUUGCCCAUAGCUAGUGUCAAGUUAGCUUUAAGAUCAUCCCAUGAAAAGCUGAUAAAGCAGUCAAUCAAUCUUUUAUCAAAUCAGACUCAGGGUCUAGAAGAUGUAGAUUUACUUCAACUCAUCCUGUGCAAUAAACUAGCACCCCAAGUUGUUUCCAUGCCUGUGUUCUCACACCUUAUUACUUAUGUACUUCAAUGUCAAGGCCAGCCGGAAUCCCCUGAAUAUCUUAACCCUAGCACAAUUGCUGCUCAGUUGGCGGAAGCUGGUUUUCAGGCUGAAGCUGGCUCCUUGCUGCUGCAGGCUAAAUCUAGUCAUUCCAUUGUACUGACAUUUAACUCUGCAUUAGUUUCUGUCAGUCACUGGUUGAAGAAACUUUAAUGAAAUUCUUCAUAACAAUACUUUCAUUAAUCCUAUGAAUUAAUCAUUUUGACUUUACUGUGUCAUUUCUUUCUAGAAAUAUUUUUUUAUCUUGUCAAUUUUUUUGUUAGUAUUUUUUGGUCUUGUGUGUUUAGGAAUUUCAGUUAACAAGUUUUCAAAUGCACAUAGCUUUUACUUAAAAUAAAAAUACAUGUGCUAUUGCAGCAGUUGAUUUGCCAAAACCUCCUGCUUGGAAUGAUGUUAAGCAUCAUUCAAAUCAUUGGGCUAACAGUCCAAAGCUCAUCCUGACAAGCCUUUUAUGAAAUAGGGCCAAAUUUAUGUUAUUGUGUUGUUUACUAGAAAUAGUUCUGUGAUCUAAUUUCUUAUAUAUGUAUAAAUAGAAAGGUCUGCUUUGACCAUUAAAUUGACAUAAAUUGUAUAUUCUGUAGUACUUUUGAUCUUAUCUCUUACAGAUGUUACUUCAUAAAAGAAGAUAAUAACAUCCUACGCAUUUCAUGUAGUACUGCUGUAAACACCAGAAAAUGACAUUGAAUUUCAGUUUGAUCUAGUUUGUUAUGAUAUGCUGCAUUUAUUUUGAUGAAGCAACUAUGUGAUGAUUAAAUUUGAACUGUGAAAGUUAUGUGACUAGACAUUGACAUUGUUUAUAAUGGUGCAACAACAAAAGAAGUGAAAUGUUUAGGAAGGCUGUAUUUAUAGUCAUGUUUAAAUGAGUGAGCUCUUUACAUUUAUUAGAUAAUAGACUAUGAAUGAAGUGACUCACAACUACAAUCAUUUCAAUCCAAGCUAUAAUGCAAUGGAACUCAUUUUCUGAAUGCACUCAUUACUUCAGUGAACCCAAAGCUAUAACAAAAGGUGUUUGUUUUUUAUUGUUUUCAUUAUUCAUGUUAAUGUUAUGCACCACAAGUAUGAAAUUGAAUAGCUAGCCUGCUAGAUGAAAGAAAUAAAACUUAUAGCUUUUGCUACUAACACUAA
Molecule: messenger RNA, 8092 nt
Organism: Biomphalaria glabrata
Lineage: Eukaryota; Metazoa; Mollusca; Gastropoda; Planorbidae
Product: NBAS subunit of NRZ tethering complex-like
Exons: 59
Coding region: 101-7120 (2339 amino acids)
Biological process (GO): retrograde vesicle-mediated transport, Golgi to endoplasmic reticulum
Cellular component (GO): endoplasmic reticulum membrane; Dsl1/NZR complex
Molecular function (GO): SNARE binding
Source: RefSeq, a predicted model, not a curated record